Drosophila willistoni is the source of this 2424-nucleotide messenger RNA. RefSeq names its product beta-glucuronidase. The transcript is spliced from 11 exons. The coding region runs from base 114 to 2084 and encodes 656 amino acids. Gene Ontology annotation, biological process: glucuronoside catabolic process; carbohydrate metabolic process. Lineage: Eukaryota; Metazoa; Arthropoda; Insecta; Diptera; Drosophilidae. Gene Ontology annotation, molecular function: beta-glucuronidase activity; carbohydrate binding. The record is from RefSeq and is a predicted model, not a curated record.
CUCUGAACUUCAGACGAACGAACGUGCGAGUGUAGCGAGGUCGCCGUCAAAAUAGCCGGCAGCUCCUCCUCCGCCGCCGCCCACUCCCCCUUUGACCAACGUGACCAAGUACUAUGGGCUUAAGACGUUUAUUGAAAUCUCUGAUUAUUGUCAACAAGGACGUUUCCCAAACAACGCGAGGCAUGUUAUAUCCACGUGAAUCCGAGACCCGGGAGGUACGCAGUCUAGAUGGCAUAUGGAAUUUUGUGCGUUCGGAUCAAAAAAAUCCCACGCAGGGUAUUAGGGAUCAAUGGUAUGCGGAAGAUUUAAGCAAGAAUCAACCCAUUAUUCCCAUGCCAGUGCCAGCCUCUUAUAAUGAUAUCACCACAGAUGAUUUACGUGAUCAUGUGGGAACAGUGUGGUAUGAUAGGAAAUUCUUUGUGCCACGUUCCUGGGCCAAGGAACAGCAGAGAGUCUGGUUACGUUUCGGCAGCGUUCACUAUGAGGCAUAUGUGUGGGUCAAUGGGCAGCAGGCUAUGAAACAUGAAAUGGGUCAUCUGCCCUUCGAGGCAGAGGUUACCCAUCUAUUAAAGUAUGGUGAAGAGAAUCGUAUAACGGUCAUGUGUGAUAAUGCUUUAAUACAGACAACAGUGCCGCAGGGCAAAAUCACAGAAGUGCCCAACGAUGAUGGAGUGACAAUUGUCCAGAGUUAUACAUUUGAUUUCUUCAACUAUGCGGGAAUACAUCGUUCGGUUCAUUUGUAUACGACACCCAAAACGUUUAUUGAAGAAGUGGAGAUUCAAACAAAAUUGAAUGAUGAUAAUAGCGUGGGAUAUGUCACCUACAGCAUCAAUGUGAAUGGCAGUGCAGCCAAUGAGGCCGAUAAUAAUCUUUAUGCUCGCAUCCAGUUAUAUAAUAAGCAAGGUGUAAUGGUGGCAAAUGCCACCUCUGAUUCCCAGUUGGGUGGCACUUUAAAGGUGGAUAAGGUGAAACCUUGGUGGCCCUAUCUAAUGGAUCCAGAACCAGGUUAUCUAUACGAAAUGGAAAUUAAAUUGCAUGCAGCAAACGAAGAGUUACUCGAUGUGUAUCGUCUUCAAGUGGGCAUACGUCAGUUGAGUUGGAAUAAUGCUCAAUUUCUUAUCAAUGGCAAACAAGUGUACUUCCGUGGCUUUGGUAGACAUGAAGAUUCUGACAUACGUGGCAAAGGUCUGGACAAUGCUUUAAUGACACGUGACUUUAAUUUGCUGAAAUGGAUUGGUGCCAAUGCCUAUCGCACUUCCCAUUAUCCCUACUCGGAGGAGUCUAUGCAAUUUGCAGAUCGCCAUGGCAUCAUGAUCAUUGAUGAAUGUCCCAGUGUGGAUACCGAAAAUUUCAGUCAGGAACUGCUGGAUAAGCACAAGUCCUCGCUGGAGCAGCUUGUACAUCGUGAUCGUAAUCAUGCCAGUGUUGUCAUGUGGUCCAUUGCCAAUGAACCCAGGACACGUGAAACCAAUGCAGGAACCUAUUUCCAAUUUGUGGCCAAUUAUACACGUUCAUUGGAUAAAACCAGACCUAUUACAGCUGCCAUAGCUCAACCCCAUACAGAAGACAAGGCGGGCAACUCAUUGGAUAUCAUUAGCUUUAAUCGCUAUAAUGCUUGGUACUCCAAUCCAGGACGUCUUGAUAUGGUGACCCAGCGGGUUAUUGAUGAAGCCAGUGGCUGGUAUAAGAAGUAUAAUAAGCCUGUGAUUAUGGCUGAAUAUGGAGCCGAUACCAUGGAUGGUCUGCAUAUGCAACCUGCGUAUGUAUGGUCCGAGGAAUUUCAAUCCGAAGUAUUUUCACGUCACUUUAGGGCAUUUGAUGUCCUAAGACGUAAAGGUUGGUUCAUUGGUGAAUUUGUAUGGAAUUUUGCCGACUUUAAGACGGCUCAAUCCUACACACGCGUUGGUGGCAAUAAGAAAGGAGUUUUUACCCGCGCCCGUCAACCCAAAGCGGCAGCCCAUCUACUUAGAAAGCGUUACUUUGCCCUUGGCAGGGAAUUGGAGGAUUGCAGCUUCCCAGAGGAUUUAUUCACCUAUAUUGCCGAAGUCGGUGAUAGUGGCAAACGUGAUGCUAGCGAUUUGUAGAUGAUCAUCACUUAAAAAAAAAAACAAAAGACACAACUGAGUACAAUAUUGAAGUAUUUGAUACCUGUACAUAUGUAUGGUAAUGUUAAAUUUUAUUGUUUAAUUCUGUAUUUUUUUUUGUUCCGUGAGGAGGAGAGAGAAAAAGGAGAGCAGGGUUUUCCAUUAAUCCGAUUUGGCCGCCAAAAACCACUGCCAGACCAAAACGGAUGCAUUUCCAUUAAAAAAUAAAAACCCACUUAAAAAAUACUCCCACCAUAAUUGCCUUGUACAAUCUUAAGCAUAAUUUAAGACAAUUGUAUUUUUAUAAAUUCCCCAAAAUAAUAAUAUUUUACUAAAAAGA